AUGCAGAAAGGCCUGAAGAAAUACUUUGUGAACAUGGACGAGUACCUGUCCAGUCUGGGACUGUACCGGAAGAUGGUGGCGCGAGACGCCUCCAGUCUGUUCCGGGCCGUGUCGGAGCAGCUGUACUUCUCUCAGAACUACCACCAGAAGAUCCGGCAGGACUGUGCCAACUUCAUGAGAGCCAAAAGAUGCAACUUUGAACCGUUUGUCGAAGGAUCGUUUGAGAAGUACCUGGAGCGUCUGGAGGAUCCAAAGGAGACGGUGGGUCAGGUGGAGAUCAAGGCUCUGUGUCAGCUUUACAGGCGAUGUUUCCUGAUCUAUCGUUACCCUGGGAAACCGGCCACUGUCAUCACAGAGGUAGACUUUGAGGACAAGGUGACGCUGUGCUGCUCCAUCAACGGUCACUACGACAUCGUUUACCCGAGGAGUUACCCCGGCUCUGCUGCUCUCUGCCAGUCUCUGCUGUACGAGCUGCUCUACACUCAGGUGUUCGGCUUGGAGGAGGCGGAGCUCUGUCAAGCCAUGGAGGCGUUCAGAGUGGGAGGUCGUCGCUAUAGAAACAGUCCAUCGGUGUGCAGCGACGUUGACGUUGGAUACGACACACCCGAGGACCGAAACCACGGGGAGGAGCUGGAGGCGGGUGGAGCUGCUGAGGAAAAAGCUCGAGCUGCAGUGGAGGAGGUGAAGGCUCCAGCUGAUGCCCCGCCCCCUUUCAGGCUGACCCUUUCCUAUAAGGUGAUGAAGUCUCUGGAUGGAGACGUUUACAGGAACCUGGAGUUCGACGUGUGGCAGGACACCUGCAAAGAGAUGCAGAAGACGGACUACAUGGUGUUUGCGGGUCGGCAGUACUUCCUGGGAGACAAGUGUCAGGUGCGUCUGGAGCCGAAGGGGAAGUUCUACAAUGCCUUCAUCCAGGAAGUGGGAACGCACCCGGCAGCCGUCACCGUCUUCAUCGAGGAGCUGGGAGAGAAGCACCUGGUCCCUCUGACGGACCUGAAACCAGUCAACCCAGUUCCUGCCUGGAAUGUGGCCCCGCCCUCAAGGAAAGGAGAUAUGGACUCGGACGCUCGCGGUCAGCGUCGUCAUCGCUACUUCAGGAAGUCUCGGGGCAGCAGUGGGGUGAAAGGGGCGGAGCUACUGAUGCCACCACCUUCCACUUACGGAGGCCCAGCUCCCUCUGCUCUGCCGCCACGUUUCCAGCCGGCAGGUCACCCCCGUCCGCCGCCACCUCCAUCACCUGGAGCCAUCACCUAUGAGACCUAUGUCCCCCCACACCACCACCACCACCACCACCCCACAGCCAGACCGCCUCGCUACGGAGCCUCCAGAAGCUCUGCCCGUUUCCUGAACCGACAUCUGAUUGGUCCGCAGCUGACCUACUACCACACUGGUAGAAGAUAUUACCAUGACUACGAAAACUACGCCUUCAGGUCACGUCGCAGUCGGCGCCACCUGACGGCAGCUCUCAACAAGGAGUGUCAGUUCGGGUUCCCGGGGGAGGUGGUGGAGGAACAGGCGGACCUGGACGGAGCCAUCACGUACUACCAGCUGGAUGAUGCCAACGAAGCCAUCUUCCCUCCGCUGCCGGGCACAGCUGGGGCUCCGCCCCCAACCAUAGGAACCCCAUCAGGGCCCUCGGGCUCUUCCUAUAGAGUCCAGAGGGCUUCGGGGCCCCUCCCCCCUACACGUCCUCCAGGAAACUCCCCGGUCUGCUCCUCGGAGGAGGACCAGGAGGACGUGAGCACCGUGGAGGACCAGGCUGACUACGCAGAGGAGUUCAUGUACAGCACUCAGGAUCAGAGCUACCAGGCGCCAGGUGUUUAUCCCACUGCAGACCCCACCCCCCCUCAGGAUGAGCAGGAAGGAGGCGUGACAGAGUCUUUGGGCAGUCAAGACAUGAACUUCAGCUACACGCAGCAGGUGGUGAAGCCGCUGGCAGCCAUCUGCUCUUCACCCUCCUCUUCAUCCUCACCACCCUCCUCCCCCUCCUCACGAGUUCCUGCGACUGCUCACCUGCAACCAAACACGCAGACGCGCUCAGGUGUACACACACACACACGCUCGGUUACCAUGGCAAUCCCAGCCACUGCUCCCUGGUUGGUUAAUGAGCUGGGGGAACCUCUGUGCGCCGUCGUGGCUCCGCCCCCUUACUCCUACGAUCCAAACGGCAGUGAUUUACCACGGGACUGCAGAGUACUGCAGUACUACUUCAACCUGGGCGUUCAGUGGUACCAGCAGAGCUGCUGGCAGCAGCAGCAGGUGUACCCGCCCACCUCAGCGGAGGCCUCUUACCCCUACCAGCACUACCCCUCCUACCUGAGCCAGGAGCCCCCCCUGCACGCUGCCCCCACGGCGUUCCCUGAGACCGGCCGAGGCGCCCACCAGCCCUCCUCCUACCCAGAAUCCUCCAGGGCAGCAGACGGACAGAUGGAGGGACACGGCAGCGGAGCACCACCCUCAUUGGAAGGCCCCACCUCCUCCGUCAGCCCCGCCCCUCCAGGCCCCGCCCCUUCAUCGGCUGUCCUCUACACGGAUCAGACUGGUCUCCCCCCCCCGCUGCUGCACCUCCCGUAUGAAGCCCCGCCCCCUGCAGCCUACAUGACCACGGCCCCUCUCUCUCACCCCGCCCACCUGCCCCACCACUCCUCCUUCCACACCUGCCUGCCCCCCUCCACCCACUGGGGGACGCUCUCUGCAGGCCACACCCAACGGGUCUACUGUCCUGCCCCCAACCCCACCCACGUGGUCGGCUACAUCACUGCCCCGCCCUCUCAGCACACGGCCACCCACUACAUCCCCCCCUCCCUGCCCCCCUCCAUGUGA
Cololabis saira (Pacific saury) is the source of this 2823-nucleotide messenger RNA. RefSeq names its product ALG13 UDP-N-acetylglucosaminyltransferase subunit (gene alg13). Gene Ontology annotation, molecular function: cysteine-type deubiquitinase activity. The coding region runs from base 1 to 2823 and encodes 940 amino acids. The record is from RefSeq and is a predicted model, not a curated record. Lineage: Eukaryota; Metazoa; Chordata; Actinopteri; Beloniformes; Belonidae. The transcript is spliced from 24 exons. Gene Ontology annotation, biological process: protein deubiquitination.